Messenger RNA from Hyalella azteca, 883 nucleotides. Its product is annotated as loricrin-like. Lineage: Eukaryota; Metazoa; Arthropoda; Malacostraca; Amphipoda; Hyalellidae. The record is from RefSeq and is a predicted model, not a curated record.
AUGAUUUUAAAAAGUAAANAACCAGGCAAUACAAGUGAAGGCCCUGGUAGUGGCUGUGUAGAACCAGGCAAUACAAGUGAAGGCCCUGGUAGUGGCUGUGUAGAACCAGGCAAUACAAGUGAAGGCCCUGGUAGUGGCUGUGUAGAACCAGGCAAUACAAGUGAAGGCCCUGGUAGUGGCUGUGUAGAACCAGGCAAUACAAGUGAAGGCCCUGGUAGUGGCUGUGUAGAACCAGGCAAUACAAGUGAAGGCCCUGGUAGUGGCUGUGUAGAACCAGGCAAUACAAGUGAAGGCCCUGGUAGUGGCUGUGUAGAACCAGGCAAUACAAGUGAAGGCCCUGGUAGUGGCUGUGUAGAACCAGGCAAUACAAGUGAAGGCCCUGGUAGUGGCUGUGUAGAACCAGGCAAUACAAGUGAAGGCCCUGGUAGUGGCUGUGUAGAACCAGGCAAUACAAGUGAAGGCCCUGGUAGUGGCUGUGUAGAACCAGGCAAUACAAGUGAAGGCCCUGGUAGUGGCUGUGUAGAACCAGGCAAUACAAGUGAAGGCCCUGGUAGUGGCUGUGUAGAACCAGGCAAUACAAGUGAAGGCCCUGGUAGUGGCUGUGUAGAAGUGAGCGGUGUAAGUGAAAACAAAAGCAGAAUUGCGAAAAACGCAUCUUUUGAAAAUGAUAAACUAGUUGACGCUUAUUCCUAUAUUGGCAACAAAGAAAUACUCCUAAAUGAGAAUCGAAUGGUUAGCUGCAAUAACUCACCAGUUCGAAGUAGCCCUGUGGAUUUAAAAUUAAAAACGACGCCUGAGAAUUAUAUCGAAAAGCCGUGUAAACGACGGCGGCUGAGUGAUGUUCAUGACGAAGCUGUCUCAAGUACAUCGCUAUCAAAACCUA